Molecule: messenger RNA, 614 nt
Organism: Solanum pennellii
Lineage: Eukaryota; Viridiplantae; Streptophyta; Magnoliopsida; Solanales; Solanaceae
Product: protein PELPK2-like
Exons: 1
Coding region: 76-441 (121 amino acids)
Source: RefSeq, a predicted model, not a curated record
CUCACUCAAAUUUUCAAUUUAUAUUCUUAACUUCAUUUCCCAAAAAACAAAGCAAUCUUGCAAAUUACAACAAAUAUGGCUGCUUCAAGCAACUUCUCAAUCGGCCUCUUGUUGAUCAUAGCAUUAUUGUCCUUAUCAAGCAUAUCGACAAGUCAUGCUGCUCGUAGCUUACUGCAACUUCCCAACUUGCCUACAAUCCCGUCAUUGCCUCAACCAACAAUGCCACAAUUACCAAAUAUUCCAAACUUGCCCACAACAUUGCCCCCAUUACCAAGUGUAACAUCUCUGCCAGCACUUCCAACUGCUAAUUCACCUUUACCAUCUUUGCCCUCUGUCCCGAAAAUGACUCUGCCUCCAAUGCCCGCGAAUCCUCUGCCUAACAUGCCAUCACUUCCCAAAGUUCCUACAAUUCCAACACUUUCACCUCCUCCAUCUAACUAAUCUUGUUGCUUCCAACCGCGUGUUUACCUUUCUUACCACGUAUUCUUUUUGUUGUACUUUUAGUCGUUUAUGUGAUUCUCGACGAUGUACUGUAUCAUUUAUACACUUCUGAGUGCUAUACAUUGAUUGUCAUUUGUGUUAAUCUAAUGCAGUGUCUAUUACUGAUUCAUGUA